AUGCAUUUGCUUUGCUUAAAUGCUAAUACUUGCGGUCCUUUAAAUAUCGCGAGUAUCGUUAAUACUUUUAAUACCUUCAAUAUCAAGCGUAUCGCCUUCCUGUUACGUAACGCGCGUUACCGUGCCGGCGCGGAUUUCGCGGGCGUUUAUAAUGUUAAUUGGAAAAAGUUAAAUAAAUGUAACGCAAAGCGGGAGAAAAAUUAA
Gaeumannomyces tritici R3-111a-1 is the source of this 204-nucleotide messenger RNA. RefSeq lists its product as hypothetical. The coding region runs from base 1 to 204 and encodes 67 amino acids. Lineage: Eukaryota; Fungi; Ascomycota; Sordariomycetes; Magnaporthales; Magnaporthaceae. The transcript is spliced from 3 exons. The record is from RefSeq and is a predicted model, not a curated record.